Molecule: messenger RNA, 541 nt
Organism: Diprion similis
Lineage: Eukaryota; Metazoa; Arthropoda; Insecta; Hymenoptera; Diprionidae
Product: protein transport protein Sec61 subunit gamma
Exons: 4
Coding region: 147-353 (68 amino acids)
Biological process (GO): post-translational protein targeting to membrane, translocation; protein targeting
Cellular component (GO): Ssh1 translocon complex; membrane
Molecular function (GO): transmembrane protein transporter activity
Source: RefSeq, a predicted model, not a curated record
UGUCACGUCAAUCGAACCGGAAGUUACGUAUUUCUAUACGUCGUCCACGUAGCUGGUGAAAUUAAUGUCAGUGGUGGUUUUUCGUCAAUCACAGAGAACAGUGUUUGAAGUAACCGCAAGCAGUACGCAACAAAACACAAUCAACGAUGGAUCAAGUCACGAAAUUAGUUGAACCUGGCCGCCAAUUUGCCAAAGACAGCAUUCGUCUUGUCAAAAGAUGCACAAAACCAGACCGCAAAGAAUUUCAAAAGAUAGCUAUCGCUACCGCCAUUGGAUUCUGUAUCAUGGGCUUCAUUGGUUUCUUCGUGAAAUUAAUCCACAUUCCCAUCAACAAUAUCAUUGUAGGCUCAUAAGGCUAGGCUACAAUUGAAUUGUUUUAACUGUUAAGGUCCAUCAGCGUUAACGCCCCCAACCCCUACCCAUCCUCCACUUCCCGACCUCUUUAAUUUAUAUCAAAGAAAUUAUUAUGGCUGAAUUACAGUAUGUGAUGAUAUGAGUGUGUGAAAAUGAAUUUUGUAAUAAAACGAGUAUUGAACAAAAA